Funneliformis geosporum is the source of this 852-nucleotide messenger RNA. The record is from the annotation of a GenBank genome assembly. NCBI's taxonomy places the organism in Eukaryota, Fungi, Glomeromycota, Glomeromycetes, Glomerales, Glomeraceae.
AUGGGAGUAUUUGGUUUAACAGUAUUCACGACAAUUAGAAAGUUCUUGAGCGAAGAUGACAAGGCAACAAAAGAUUUCGAAUUCAUCACAUAUUACUUGAGUUUGGCUGCGGGAACAUUAAGUUUAAUCUACGGAAUAUUUCCAUUAUUUUCUAUCAAAUCUCAAACUCAACUUCGACCACAACAAACCGCUGUUGCCGUAGUAAAUUUCUUCAUCGUAGUAAGCUUCUUUAUAGCUCAUUUUAUAAUUUACACCCUCAUUGUAUUGAACCAUCCAAAGGUAUGGGAGAUGAAAUAUCGUUUUAUAGAAAAUUUGAUCUUACUCUUAAUAUUUCCUGGUUGUCUAAUUGCCCCUCCAAGAGGUCUCGUUAAAUUUAUUAAAAGAAGGUUAUUGGGCGUCGAAGAGUUAACCAUUGGUGGUGAUUAUCGUCCCAAUUUAUUACCGAACGACUAUAGUAAUACGAGUAUAAUGACGUCCCCGUGGGUGGGUGAUAUUAAAACGAGUUCACAAAAGCCUUUACCUGCUUUACCUCCUUUACCACCAAUUUCAAUAUCGAUUCCAUUAAUUUCAUCCCCUACUUGUCCAUCAUCAGGACCAAAUUCUUCAUCACCGAGAUCAGCUAUAAAUUCUAGAUCAAUUCCAAAUUCUUCUUCACCAACACCAGCACCAAAUGCUUAUACGCCUAGUCAAUUUUAUUAUAAUAGUAGUUUUAAUUCUUCAAGAAACAAUAUAACAAAUAAUUUAAGUUAUAGUUUGAAUUCAUCUAAUUCAGAUACCAGCUUUUACCUAGAUAAUUUCCGUUACAACACAUCAAAUGGUGGCAAUCCUAGACGAUUUCCUUCAAGAAGAUAG